This is a messenger RNA of Haemonchus placei, 228 nucleotides long. NCBI's taxonomy places the organism in Eukaryota, Metazoa, Nematoda, Chromadorea, Rhabditida, Trichostrongylidae. The record is from the annotation of a GenBank genome assembly.
UCAGUUCCUGAUGUCACCCACCAUUUCCAACUGAUUAUGUUGGUGAUGGAUGAACAGGAAAAGCGAAAACUUGACCGAAAACGUGCCCGGAAUCGAGCUGCAGCCACAAAAUGUCGACAGAAGAAAAUUGAUCGGAUUCAAGAACUCGAAGGAAUGGUAUGUACACAUAUUUUUUUGCUCUUAGUUGAUCUAAAACUACCGACAUUUGAAAAUUUCAUUCCCCAGUAA